AUGGGGCAAGGUCUAAGCAUCAAAAAAUGUGAUUUGAAGAUCACAAUGAACAACAGUAACCACCACACAGCAGAAAUCAGCACUGAAAGCCUCAUGCUGAGACGGGGGCAGCCAUUCACCAUCACUCUGCACUUCUCAUCUCCAGUACACAGCUACCUGCAGCAGCUGAAGAAGGCUUUCCUCACAGUACAGACAGGAUCAAAUCCUUCCAAAGCAGAUGGAACCCAGGCUGAUUUUCCCAUCUCCAGCCUGGGAGACCCGAAGCAGUGGAGUGCAGCCCUGGAAGAACAGGACCCAUGGUCCUGGACCAUCUCUGUGAACACACCUGCCAGUGCUCCCAUCGGCCACUACACUCUGACUCUACAUGCCACCAAGACUGACUGUCACCUGGGCAACUUCACCCUUCUCUUCAACCCCUGGUGCCAAGAUGAUGAGGUGUUCUUGGCCAACGAAGCACAGCGGCAGGAGUAUGUGUUGAACCAAGAGGGUGUCAUCUACUGGGGGACUGAAAAUGCAGUCCUGGCACAGCCCUGGGACUUCAGUCAGCUGGAGGAGGACGUUGUUGACAUCUGCUUCACGCUGCUGGCCGUGGGGGAACGUCGCCAACGGGUCAAGGGCUGUGCCCAGCGCCAGAGCCCUGUUGCCAUCUGCCGCACAGUGGCUGCCAUGCUGAGCUGUGAUGAGUUAAGAGGAAUCCUGACAGAACAGGGGACUGGGCCAGCCUCUGAUGGGACACCCCCUUCCAAGUGGCUGGGAAGCAGAGCCAUCCUCCAGCAGUGGUUGGCAUCUCAGUGCAAGCCUGUCCGCUACGGGCAGUGCUGGGUGUUUGCUGCAGUCCUGUGCUCAGUUCUGAGGUGCCUGGGAAUUCCCACCAGGGUGGUCACAGGCUUUACCUGGGCUCACAACACCAACAGCAGCUUGAGCGUGGAUGAGUACUAUGAUGAAGAUGGGACAAUGCUCACAGGAGACAAGAGUGCCCGAGUCUGGACCUUUCACGUUUGGAACGAGUGCUGGAUGGCUCGAGCAGACUUGGCACCAGAGUACAGCGGGUGGCAGGCUCUGGAUGCCACCUGCCAGAUAAAAGACAAAGGUCCAUCCUUCUGCGGGCCAGCCCCUGUUAAAGCCAUCAAGGAAGGGGACACAGAAGUGGAUUAUGAUGUCUGCAACUUCUUUGCUGCCAUCAAUGCCAAGUGCCAGGUCUGGAUACAAAAAGCAGAUGACACCCUCAAGCCAGCUCUCGGUGGCACAAAGUACAUUGGCAACAACAUCAGCACCAAGGGCGUGGGCAGCGAGCGCUGCGAGGAUGUCACACACCACUACAAGUACCCUGAAGGUUCUCUUCAGGAGAAAGAAGUACUUGAUAAAGCCUACAGAAAGAUAAAGCAACUGGAGACAAGCAGCAGCAGCAAAGCAGAAUUUGCCCUCGAAGAUCCAGUUAACCUUUUCAUCCAACUCCAGUCAAAGAGUUCCCUGCUCCUGGGACAAGAUAUUCCACUUUCCAUUGAAGUGUCUAACCACAGUGGUGAAGAAAAGGCUACUCACCUGGUAGUUAGUGCCCAGUCUCUGCAUUACAGUGGUGUGCCCAUUGCCCAGCUUUGGAAGGAGGAGUUCCAUUUUACCCUCAAAAGCAAUGAAGUCAGCAACCUGCAGGUCUUUGUGCCUUACUCACUGUACAGAGGAGAGCUGGGGGAGAACCAGCUGCUGAGGCUGACUGCCAUGCUGAGAGAUGAGGACUCCUCCAUGUACCUUGCCCAGGAAGAGAUCAGCGUUGCUGAGUCCCCGCUCACCAUCGAGUUUCCAGAAGACAUGGCACAGUAUCAGCCAAGCACAGCAAAGAUCAGCCUGCUGAACCCCCUCCCUGAACCCCUGGAGAAGUGUGUGGUAGCAGUCACAGGGAGAGGGCUCAUUUACAGACAGAGGAAGUACAGGCUGGGCUCUGUGCAACCUAACAGCACUCAACAGCUGCAAAUCCCCUUCACUCCAACCCAAGCAGGGCCCAGAAGACUCACUGCACAUCUUACCUGCCUUCAGCUCCAGAAUAUGAAGAGCUACAAAACUAUCAACGUUGCAGCUGCCUGAUGCCCAGCUUGGAACAGGUCCUCCUGUCCUGUUUGAAGAGGGGUGGUGAUGAUCUG
Molecule: messenger RNA, 2135 nt
Organism: Dryobates pubescens (Downy woodpecker)
Lineage: Eukaryota; Metazoa; Chordata; Aves; Piciformes; Picidae
Product: protein 4.2
Exons: 13
Coding region: 1-2079 (692 amino acids)
Biological process (GO): peptide cross-linking
Molecular function (GO): protein-glutamine gamma-glutamyltransferase activity
Source: RefSeq, a predicted model, not a curated record